Molecule: messenger RNA, 3710 nt
Organism: Colossoma macropomum (tambaqui)
Lineage: Eukaryota; Metazoa; Chordata; Actinopteri; Characiformes; Serrasalmidae
Product: nuclear receptor-interacting protein 3-like
Exons: 8
Coding region: 311-982 (223 amino acids)
Source: RefSeq, a predicted model, not a curated record
CACCUCGAACAGUUGCUAGAGUAACAGUUAACGUGUAUAACUGCUCCGCACCCUUCCAAGCUAAACAGCUACAUUAGCUACUCACAAUCGGGAUUGUGCUGACAGUGGACCCUGAAAACGUUGCGACAGUGUAUUUUCUACACGCUCCUGAGUCUCAGGUCCGUCCUCGGUUUCCUCUAUUAUUCAAGGAACAAAUCCAUAUGAGACACGGGCGCUGUGGCUGAGUGACGAGCAGGCAGGGACCCCGGCCGCCACCUGUCUGGCUUUAUAUAAGGAGCCUCCAGCGGUAGAAAGUGGAACAGGGGACGGCAUGGAGCUGAGAGAGGCGGCGGCUCUCCGACAGCAGCGCAGGAUUAAACAGGCAAUUCAGUUUUUACACAAGGACUCCGCAGAUCUCCUGCCUUUAGAUGGCCUCAAGAAACUUGGAACUUCUAAAGAAGGGCAACCACACAACAUUCUCCAGAGAAGGCUGCUGGAGGCCAACUUAUCACGAAACAGACUGAACACCCGGACUUCGAAAGCACCUUCGAAAAACAUAGUUCAGAGCCAUGGUGUCAACAGCGAGUCUCAGGAGAUGGAAAGUGACCUCAUUCAAGUUGUGGGUCAGUGCUCUGGGCGGGAGGUGGUGGUUACAAUUGACACUGGAUGUACAUUAAAUCUCAUAUCAUCAGUCAGUGUGGAGAAACUUGGCUUGAAGGAGAAGACCAUCAACGGCAAAAGCGAGGACGAGUUAGGGCCACUCCAGCGCAACCUUCUAGCCACAGGACAGAUCGUGCUGAGUUUGGUGAUUGGACAAACAAAGAUGGAUCUUUUGUUUAGUGUUGUGGAAAUUGACAGGAUGUUCAUAUCACUGGGAAUGAAGACACUCAAAUCUCUGAAGUGUGUAAUUGACAUUGAAAAGCAGAUGCUGGUUCUUGGAAAAUCUGUAAGGGAGCAAAUACAUUUUGCUGGGAGACGUGAAAACGAAGUCUCCAUGGAAUAGGAGGAAUCUACACAUAAAUUUUCCUGCAGGAAAAAACUGUGUUUUGGGAACACAGCAAAACUCAAGUGCAGGAGUUCUCCACAAAGCUUCACAGCCCCUCUCUCCACAAACUCUGCAUUUUGCUGCAGAGCUCAGAAUGAGCCAGCUUUCCAAGCAGGACACUGCUGAAUUAUACAUAAAGGCCAAGUAUCACUUCAGCAGCCACACACUUACACAAAACGUCAUGUGUGUGUGACACAAAGCCAACAACAAUUUGGGCCACAACAAAAAUUUACAAGAAGUUGAACCAGGGGUAUAGCCAAGGGGUGGGCAAGGGGGGCCAGUGCCAUCCCCAGUUAUGCAAGGUGAGAUAGUCAGCAAUUAUCAAUAAACCAGUCACAGGAGAAAAGUUAUCCUACCCCGUGUGAAAAAGUAUGACUUAUAGUAAAAAUCUACAUUCCAGGCAGUUUCCAAAGACAUAUAAGCACCGAAUGACGCUGCACUCAACAAUCUGUGUCUUGGUGUUUUCAGCAAACAGGUGAAAAUUGGAAACCUUAACAGUCUUGUUCAUUUUUGCUCAAUGAAACAGUUAACACUGACUUUAUAUGUUAUUGAAAAGCACCUAAAUCUCUACAAUAUAUUGUUUUAUUAAACAUCAUGCUCUAUGUGCAUCACAUAACUGACUGAACAUUUUAAAAAUGUUCAGCAGAAGUUACAGAUGGUACAGUGAACAAAAUAUUUUUCGUAUAACACCUCAAUGAAAUCACUGGUCUCACCUGGCCACCCCAUUGAAAAAGUUCUGGCUACACCCCUGUGUUGAACACUUGUGGAUUGAGGUUUAUGUAUUCAUUAUAAUGUGAAAGUUAGUGUCUUGUUCUUAGAAAACUGGAAGAAUGUCAUAAAAAAAUCUAUAUGGUGAGACUAUAUUAAUGCUAUAUUGCUCUUUGAGUAACACAAGCCAAUGAAAUGUAACUAUUCUAAAUGAUUACCUUGUGAUUAAGCAUGUGUUUUCAUUAGCGUAGCAUCAUUGUUUUGGUUUUAGUCGUAAUUUGAACUCCUGGCCUACCUCUGUUUACCAAAAAGCAUCCCACUGUUUUUAGUUGACCUAAUGGAAGUUUGCUUAUUCUGAUAUCAGCUAGAGAUGCUGAUGCUUUUCUUUCGACAGCUACUGGUAAUAUCAAGUACUGACAACAGCGCGUGUAGCACCGUUUUCCAAUUUCUACCUCCCAUUAUAAUUCUAAUGUUGCACAGAUAAGAGCCAGCAGUUUUGCUGUCUUAUUACUUACAUUUGAAACCAGAAUCCCUAAAGCAGAUAUGUGCUCAGCUCUGGAAACCUGGUUGGAGCCAGUUCUAUGUGCAGUAUGUUUUACACUGUUCAUAGGCCCUUUUUAGUCAUUUGUAGUCAUUUUAGUACAGCACUGGCCUGAUAUUAUAUUAUAAAGUAUAUAUAGUCUACUCCAGUGUCCUCAUCUCAGUUCUCGGGGAUGAGCUUUCAACACAAGUGAACUGAGCCAUUUAGAACACUGAAUGCUUGGUACAAGUUACGGCAGAAAUGGGGAACAUCUGGUGGACUUGGGACUGGGAUGGGAAACACUGGUCUACUCUGUAGUAUUGGUGCAAUACUAGUUGUAGGUUCUUCUUUGCACUGUUGUGUAAGUGAUUGCUGUUAUUUAACUGUUAUUUAUAAUAACUGAAGCAUUAUUUUAAAUGUUAAUAGGUAAGUAGUUUCUCUACCCAACACACUUGACUCAACUCAUUACUUAAAAGGGAAUUUCACUUUUUUUUUUCAAAAUUUCAGCAUGAUUAAAUUAAGAUGGAAACAAAGUUGUUCAGACUGGUUUGAUGUGAAGUAUGCUAUUCUAGAGAAACCUACAGAGUCAAUAUUGUUUACAGUGAUGAUGAUGUAGAACCAGACAUUCGAAGUGUUUAAUGUGUCUAAAAGCUACCUCAAAGAAAACAUUUACAUGAAGUAGUUCUGAAUAUGUUGGCUGAUGCCUCAGAAAUUGUUUGAUCGCAGGCUGAAAUCCCAGGACUGACUGGAAAUUUACAGUUAUGCCCUUGGGUAAGGCACUUAACCCCCAGUUCCCCAGGAGGCAAUGCUCCACUAGCAACGCUGUGCUGUGCUGCUCCCAGACUGGGCAUAGAUAGGCAGCACAAUAACAAAUUUCCAUUGUAGGAUCAACAAAGUGUAACAUUCAGGGCAGAGAGAAACAUACAGGGCAUUAUAGUACCCCCAAGCAGAUUUACCACUAUCAACAUUAUUUAUAAAAACAUGAAAGACAUAAAUUCAACGUUACUUUGGACAGCAAAUAAAAUGUCUGUUGUUUAUGUUGUAUACAUUGUGAUCCCUGGUUCCUGUAUAGAAAUCAGAGUUGGUAAAUUUCUCUACACCACUUAAUUUUACAUCAGAAAGACUUUGAAUGACUUUGUUUACAUCUCAAUUAUACAAUUAGGCAGGUAUUUUGAAAAAUCCCCUUUAAUAUGAAGCUCAGUCAGGUUUGUCAGAGCAGGGAAAAUGUUAAACUGUGAUGUUCAGUUUUCUUGAUAUAGCACAUAGUAGGCCUACACCAAAGUAGAAUUGUUAAAUUAUUGGUAUUCACUUGUGUUGCCUUUGUAGCGCAAAGUUUACACAAAGUGUUCUGUAUAGUCAAUAUCAGAAUACUUCACUAGACAGUUGUAUUAAUCCUGUCAUGUAGCCUAUUUUUGACAAGUUAUGCUUUAAUUAAAUAAACAUAUACAGUGUUGAAAA